UUUUGGUUGUUGUUCCUGCCUAUGUUCGGGAAGCCAGACAAAAUGGACGUUCGGUGCCACUCGGACGCCGAGGCGGCCCGGGUCUCAAAGAGCGCGCACAAGGAAAGCCGCGAGAGCAAGGGCGCCGAGGGGACCCUUCCGGCCGCCUUCCUCAAGGAGCCGCAGGGCGCCUUCUCGGCGUCCGGACCCGCUGAAGAUUGCAACAAAAGUAAAUCCAAUUCCGCCGCCGACCCGGAUUACUGCCGCCGGAUCCUGGUCCGAGAUGCCAAGGGGUCCAUCCGCGAGAUCAUCCUGCCCAAGGGCCUCGAUCUGGACCGGCCCAAGAGGACCCGCACGUCCUUCACUGCCGAGCAGCUCUACCGGCUGGAGAUGGAGUUUCAGCGCUGCCAGUACGUGGUGGGCCGCGAGAGGACCGAGCUCGCCCGGCAGCUCAAUCUUUCCGAGACCCAGGUGAAGGUCUGGUUCCAGAACCGCCGCACCAAGCAGAAGAAGGACCAGGGCAAGGACUCGGAGCUGCGCUCGGUGGUGUCGGAGACCGCGGCCACGUGCAGCGUGCUGCGGCUGCUGGAGCAAGGCCGCCUGCUGUCGCCGCCCGGGCUGCCAGCGCUGCUGCCGCCUUGCGCCACUGGCGCGCUCGGCUCCGCGCUGCGCGGGCCCAGCCUGCCCGCCCUGGGCGCAGGCGCCGCCGCAGGCUCGGCCGCUGCCGCGGCCGCCGCCCCGGGCCCUGCGGGCGCCGCGUCUCAGCACCCACCGGCCGUGGGCGGCGCUCCGGGCCCGGGGCCCGCGGGGCCGGGGGGACUGCACGCGGGAGCGCCGGCCGCUGGUCAUGGCCUCUUCAGCCUGCCGGUGCCCUCGCUGCUCGGCUCGGUGGCCAGCCGCCUGUCCUCCGCCCCGUUGACCAUGGCUGGUUCGCUAGCCGGGAAUUUGCAAGAACUCUCGGCCCGAUACCUGAGUUCCUCGGCCUUUGAGCCUUACUCCCGGACCAACAACAAAGAAGGGGCUGAGAAAAAAGCGCUGGACUGAUUUUAAGUGUCUGCCUGUAUUUAUAUUUAUAGUAUCUAUUGUGGUGAUAUUUAUGGACAUGCGUCAGGCGCCCAGGGCUCCUGUGCUGGGCUCCCGGCUCCCAGCAGGCCUCCGAAAGCUCUCUUCCCCACCAGGCUCUGCUGCCGAAUUCGUCUCAUUUGGCCACUUUUUAUUUUAUUUUAUUUUUCUACUUUUACUCCGUGCCCCCCCCCCCAACCCAACCUCCUUCUGCAAUUCAGGAGCGAUCCAAAGAAUUGGGGGAAAAUGCCUGAAUUAACCAACCCGAUGCCCCCGGCCAGUGCCCAGCCCUGGAGGGCCAAGCCUGGAUUCCAAGCCCGGAGCCCCGACACCUGCUCCCGCAGCCGCCGCCGCCGCCGCCGCCGCCACUCAUUGUUCCUGUGAAUGUUUGAAAGAGGAAAGCCGCGCACAGCGCCCCAGGGCUGAAAAGGCUCGCAAGUUUGAAACCAAAAAGAGGAGGCUCCUUCCUCUUGCUGAGAAAUCAGGGAUGUGGGGAGCCCCUGCCCCUCCCCACCCCGCUCUGCGGACCCUGGGCAUUGUCGGUGCCACGCAGCUUCCCCGCGCAGCGCGCCCCGCCGAGCCUCGCGCCGGGUAGGGGAACUCCAAUCACAACCAACCCCGAUCCCAGGAAACAAACGGAAGGUCGAGGUAGGCCGCGGGGGCUCUGCUAUUGAUGGACUCGACGGUCAGGUAAGAGUAAGAUGCCGUAAAACCAGAGGCAGCGGAACCUGGUUUUGAACAACCGCGUUUGGAAAAAGCGUAAGAAAAUCCAGGAUCGAGAACGCGCCACAGGCGAGGCGAAGUUGAAGUUCUGGGCUCUGUGACUUCGGAAAGGAAUUUCAAGGGGAAAAGCAAAAGGGAAGCCAAAGCUGCUCGUGACCGAAGAACUCGGCAUUUGUUCUUCGAGGCUGCUGGAGGCAGAGGCCGACGACUGCCGGCUCCUCGCCGGCAGAGCCAGGCUGCUCCAGGCGGCCGCCUGGGCGCCGGUGCCUCGCCCCGCAGCCCCCCAGGGCAGAAUCGCUGGGUUUGGGAAGGAGUCAGCGCCCGUUGCCUCCUCGCCCGAGCUCCCAGAUUCCCAAGAUCCACAGCAAACGCCUGGACUACGGAGCCAUUCCCGGAGGAGGUAGGGGCGCCGCGGGGGAGCGCGUGGCUGCUCGGCCUCCGAUCUCCGGGCUCUGUGCGCGCGCAGUUCCCCGCAUGGCCGAAGGAAAGGCGUCGUCCCCUGCUUCCCACUCCUAGGGACUCACAGGUCCGGAGUCAGAACCGGGAGAGCAACGACCACGGUCCCCACAGCCACAGCCACAGCCCCCCGCAUUUUAACCAAAACCGCAGACCCAGCCUGCGAGGUGCCGCAGUGUCUCGAAUGUAUUCCUCCAUCCGCAGCAAACGCAACACAUUUUUUUAAAAUAGUAAUUUUAUUGUAAAUUAUUUUACAUCGGAAGCUUUUUCCCCUCCUUCCCCGCCCUCUCCCUCCCUCUUCCCUUUUUAGGCAAAUAGUGAAGAAAACAAUAAAUGAUUCAAACGCGGGUAGGUGUCACGGAAUCCUGGCUACUAACUUUGUUCUGAAUGCUUUGGGUAUUUGGAUGUUUUGUAUUUAUGUGGUGAGAGUGAAAUAUAUAUAUCUAUGA
Oryctolagus cuniculus (rabbit) is the source of this 2669-nucleotide messenger RNA. It is a transcript of the gene VAX1, whose product is annotated as ventral anterior homeobox 1. Lineage: Eukaryota; Metazoa; Chordata; Mammalia; Lagomorpha; Leporidae. Gene Ontology annotation, cellular component: nucleus. Gene Ontology annotation, molecular function: DNA-binding transcription factor activity, RNA polymerase II-specific; RNA polymerase II cis-regulatory region sequence-specific DNA binding. Gene Ontology annotation, biological process: central nervous system development; regulation of transcription by RNA polymerase II; neuron differentiation. The record is from RefSeq and is a predicted model, not a curated record.